AUGAGUGGCAGCACCUUCAUCACGAGCGGCCCCGGGACAGGGGCCACCGCAGUUCCCGUCCCCGGCGGCACCACGGGCUGCUGUGCAAAAUACCACCUCGUCCUGCCCGGCGAAUACUGCAACCAGCUCCGCCUCAAGUACGGCAUCUCCCUGCCCGACUUUGUGACGCUCAACCCGGCCAUCAAAGAGAACUGCACCAACCUCUUCGCCCGGAAAGCUACUGCGUCCAGGCCGUCGGCGACAUCAAUACGUACUCGGGCCGCCCCGGGCACAGCUCCACAAGGCCAACAACAACAGCACUCGCGGGGCCAAGCACCGAAUGGGAGUGGCCGGGCGUUCAGCACGGACCACAGUGACCCUUCUAUAUAACCCCUGCCUUCUUCAUGGAUCCCUUCAGCAGAUUCUGCAUGUCCUCGGUA
Gaeumannomyces tritici R3-111a-1 is the source of this 419-nucleotide messenger RNA. RefSeq lists its product as hypothetical. NCBI's taxonomy places the organism in Eukaryota, Fungi, Ascomycota, Sordariomycetes, Magnaporthales, Magnaporthaceae. The transcript is spliced from 2 exons. The coding region runs from base 1 to 369 and encodes 122 amino acids. The record is from RefSeq and is a predicted model, not a curated record.